Molecule: messenger RNA, 384 nt
Organism: Diaporthe citri
Lineage: Eukaryota; Fungi; Ascomycota; Sordariomycetes; Diaporthales; Diaporthaceae
Exons: 1
Coding region: 1-384 (127 amino acids)
Biological process (GO): regulation of transcription by RNA polymerase II
Cellular component (GO): core mediator complex; mediator complex
Molecular function (GO): transcription coregulator activity
Source: RefSeq, a predicted model, not a curated record
AUGGCAUCGUCACAAGCACCUCCUGCCGCCCCGAGCGAGGACCAGGACAACAAGCCCCGUGAGCCCAAGUACGGCGGCUACACGCGCUUCGAGAUUGAGCUCGAGUUUGUCCAGUCGCUCGCGAACCCGAACUACCUGAACCACCUCGCCGCCCAGAAGCUACUCCAGCAGCCCGCUUUUGUCCAGUACCUCAAGUACCUGCAGUACUGGAGCAAGCCACCAUACCUCAAAUACCUCACCUACCCGGGCCCGACGCUCAAGAACCUCGAGCUGCUGCAGCAGGAGCGGUUCCGGCGCGACAUCAUUAGUCCUGACUUCGUCGCGGCACUGAUCCAGGAGGGCACAAAGUCCGCCGUCGAGUGGCACAAGGAGAAGGAGGUCUGA